AUGGUCAAGCUCACCGAAGUCGAGGACGAGCACUUCGCCCAGGAGAAGCCCCAGGCUAGCAAGAACAACGUCCUUCUGGCCUCGGAUGACGAGGACGACUACACCGAUACCGAAUCCGAAAUCUCUACCGAGUCCGAUCUUGAACUCGACAGUGAGACUCUGUACGAACGUUUGGUCGCUUUGAAAGAUGUGAUUCCUCCUUCCGCCCGCCGUCAAAUCACCAACUCUGUUUCCUACGUCACCUCUUUCACAAAGUCUAGCAUUUCCUUCAGCGGCAAGGCGCUGUGGAUUAUCAGCACCAGUGCUUUCCUCCUUGGUGUUCCAUGGGCUCUUGCCUACGCUGAAGAGGAGCAAUACAUCCAGAUGGAGCGCGAGCAGGGCAUGAUCAAGGGUGCCAAUGAGAUGCUCGCCCCUGGCCUUCCCUCGGCGGAGCAGAAGGAGGCUCAGCCUUCCCUGUAA
Aspergillus ochraceoroseus IBT 24754 is the source of this 459-nucleotide messenger RNA. Its product is annotated as mitochondrial import receptor subunit TOM22. Gene Ontology annotation, biological process: intracellular protein transport. NCBI's taxonomy places the organism in Eukaryota, Fungi, Ascomycota, Eurotiomycetes, Eurotiales, Aspergillaceae. The transcript is spliced from 3 exons. The record is from RefSeq and is a predicted model, not a curated record. Gene Ontology annotation, cellular component: mitochondrial outer membrane. Bases 1 to 459 code for a protein of 152 amino acids.